AUGGGUAGCAUAUUUUUAGAUGGAAAAUUCGUUCUUGGCAUAAUUUUUGCACUGUGGAGAAUGUGUUUGGCAAAAGAAACUCCUGCUAAUUUUGUGUUUGGGGAUUCUCUGGUUGAAGUUGGAGACAACAACUACAUUCCCUCACUCUCCAAGGCUGAUUAUUCUCCCAAUGGCAUCGAUUUCGGAAAGCCUACCGGGCGAUACACAAAUGGAAGAACCGUCAUUGACAUUAUAGCUCAGAGUGCUCUGUGUUUGAAGGAGUUCACUCCUCCUUACUUAGCUCCCACAACAGCUGGACCAGAAAUUCUGAAGGGGUAA
This is a messenger RNA of Rosa chinensis, 318 nucleotides long. RefSeq names its product GDSL esterase/lipase At4g16220-like. The transcript is spliced from 2 exons. The coding region runs from base 1 to 318 and encodes 105 amino acids. Lineage: Eukaryota; Viridiplantae; Streptophyta; Magnoliopsida; Rosales; Rosaceae. The record is from RefSeq and is a predicted model, not a curated record.